Nezara viridula (southern green stink bug) is the source of this 1542-nucleotide messenger RNA. The record is from the annotation of a GenBank genome assembly. Lineage: Eukaryota; Metazoa; Arthropoda; Insecta; Hemiptera; Pentatomidae.
GUUAUUUUUACAGUGACAUAUGUUUUUUAAUUUAUGGUCGUCAUUCAAGGUAUUAAGUUUGUGUUAAUUUCGUUCUCUUAGUGGUUUUUUCACCUCCUAAUGAAAAAUGCCGCUUAUCAAAGAAAUCAGUAAAUGCCGAAGGAUACCAAAAGAGAAACAGUCUUUGGGUAGUGAUCAAUCCAUCGAUGAUGAGGAUUCCGAAAUUGACGAGGAAUUUGUUAAAAUGAAGAAGUUUUUCAAAGAGUCUAAAGAUAAGAAGUUUAUAAGAAAACUUAAAAAAAAAAUUAAGGAAGCUUUAUCAAAAAAACAAAGCAGUGACUCCUCAGAACCUUCAUCAGGCAAGGAGUAUGGCAAAGUCGAAUAUCCUGAACCUCUUCCUAAAAUGGAUAUGAACAAGAAGCCUGGAACAUUCGAGCUGAAUUCCAAUAAGAAGCCUGGCCUUGGCAGUCUUUUGAGUGGUAAAAACAAGCCUCUAUCUAAGCCUUUGAAGAAGAUUGAAGAUUUAGGAAAGACUACAACUGACAGAAGCAACAAUAAUCCUUCUAGUUCGUUGAAUCGCAUGUCUGUCCAACAUAGUAAGAAUUGUAAGAAAGAUGAUAAGCCAACCAAUAAGAUGACUGAAUCUGACAACAAAAAUAAUGAUAAGACGAAAAAAGAGCCUAAAAAGAAUGUUUACGAUGUUCCUCUAAGUAAAAGUGACCGAGAUCUUACUAAGAACGAAGUAGAAGCUAUGAUCAGGACGGUGUUGAAGCAGUCGAGGGAGGAAGGUGGUAAUGCGGAUGACAUCGAUGACGUUUCCUUAGGAGAGACCGAGAGUACUCCCAGUUGCGAUGAUCUUGACCUAGGUAAGGACCCAGAAAUGUCUUCAACUCCUGAUGAUCUAAGUAGCGAAACAUUAUCUGAAGACGAGGACAAGAAGUUUGUAUAUUGAUGGAUUUAUUGGAAGUUGGAAGUUGGAUUGGUUGUAGGGAUGACUUUCUACCGCAAGUUUCAUAUUUAAUUGAGCCAUAACAUCAAUUUCUUCAGUGGUUUUGGUGUUAGAAAUAUAUUACCGUAAGAGCCGAAUUGUUGUAACUAGUUUACUAUUUGUAAAUAUACACCUUGAAUGACAGUCAUUAUUCAAUUUUUUAGGACUAGUUGAAAGUAAAUUUGUAAUUUGUUUACUGUAUUACCAUGUCUUUGCACAUCAGUGGUAACAUAGCUUAUUUUCGGUAAUGUAGAUCUAAUUUUAACAACGUAUUUCAGCUCAUACAGUUUCUAAUUUAUAGUGAAAUGUUACAAACAUGUAAGAUGUGCAGAUUGACUUAAUUAUAAUGCUAAUAAAUAUAGUUUUUAAUAUUGAAGCUCAUUCUAUAGAAUUAUCUUGUACUCCAACAGGUUCUCAUAAUAACCAUAUUAAGGGUAAUAUAUAAUGGUCUGGAAAAACUAAUCUAUAGAAGAGUUGGAUAAGAUACUCCCAGUAAUAAUAUUUUUUAUUUGUGAAUUUACCAAUAAGAUCAAUUAUGUAUGUCCAAAUUGCUCUCAAUAUAUUUAUAUUCUAGA